This is a messenger RNA of Acanthamoeba castellanii str. Neff, 855 nucleotides long. Its product is annotated as CCCHtype Zn finger-containing protein. Lineage: Eukaryota; Discosea; Longamoebia; Acanthamoebidae. The transcript has 6 exons. Gene Ontology annotation, molecular function: zinc ion binding; RNA binding. The record is from RefSeq and is a predicted model, not a curated record. The coding region runs from base 1 to 855 and encodes 284 amino acids.
AUGGCGACCAUGACUGCGCCCCUUAGCACAUUUAACCAGAUUUUUGAUAUGGACAAUGAGAUGGUGUGGAAUGACUAUUCAUUCGACUUCGAGAAAAGCUUCCCCGAUCUCAACAGACCCUCUCCAAGUGAGCCAUGCAAAUUCUACAUGAAGGGCAAUUGUGUGCUCGGGCAAACGUGCCCCUUUCGGCACGUCUAUGGAGACAAAGAAGUGUGCAAGCACUGGUUGCGAGGCUUGUGCAAGAAGGGCGAGAGCUGCGAGUAUCUGCACGAAUACCGGCUGGACAAGAUGCCCAUCUGUUACUUCUUCUCGAAAUUUGGCGAAUGCAGCAAUCCUUCAGGCGAGUGCAUGUUCCGACACGUGAGCCCUGAGGAGAAGAUGCGAGAGUGUCCCUGGUACGCGCGCGGCUUCUGCAAGCACGGUCCGAGGUGUCGACACAAGCACGUGAGGAAGCCCUUGUGCGAGGCCUACAUGAUCGGAUUCUGCCCCGAUGGGCCCCUCUGCAAGCUGGGCCACCCCAAGUACGAACUGCCCAGGUUGAGCGGCGACGAUCCCAACAGCCAGCGAUUGCGCACGCGCACUCCGGUGGUGUGCCACAAGUGCGGCGUCGCCGGCCACAAGGCUGCCAACUGCCCCGAUGCCCCACGCCCGGACAUGAGCCAACCGCGCGGUCCUCCCCGUCCGCUCGAAUCGGUGACGUGCUUCAAGUGCGGCCAGAUGGGCCACUACGCCAACAAGUGUCCCAACAAGCGCGUCAAUCCCCCGCCAGGCGGGUACCAAGUGCCCGCGGGUGGCGGCGGUCGUGGCGGCGGAGCGCCCCACCCCUACAGCGUCGACUACAUGGCCAUGGAGUGA